Molecule: messenger RNA, 4345 nt
Organism: Thlaspi arvense
Lineage: Eukaryota; Viridiplantae; Streptophyta; Magnoliopsida; Brassicales; Brassicaceae
Source: the annotation of a GenBank genome assembly
GGGAAUGAUUCUCCCAUAUUCGACACAGUUCACUUGCCCUGUUAAAGAGAAUGGAUUCAGCUCUCUCUCACUAUUUUCAACCGUUCCUGCUUCGUCCCAUUGCAAAAGGAAUCGUUUUGAGGUUACUUCGUUGAGCUAUGAGUGUUUUGGUUCGGUGAAGAUUGCCUCCUCGAGAGGGAAUGUUACGAGGUGUAGAAGAAAUGUGAAAGCUUUUGGGUUGGUUGAUAAGCUUGGGAAGAAGUUAUGGCGAGAAGAAGAAGAAAGCGACAGUGAAGAUGAGGAAGAUGAAGUUAAAAAAGACACCUCGGGCAAAAGAGCAAGCGAGAAAGCAAGCCUCGAUGAUCCAGAAGAGAGACGGGAAUGGAGGAAGAAGAUACGAGAGGUGAUUGAUAAUCAUCCUGAUAUUGAAGAGGAAGAGAUUGACCUCGUCGAGAAGAGGAGGAAGAUGCAGAAGCUUCUUGCUGAUUACCCUCUUGUUGUGAACGAGGAGGAUCCUAAUUGGCCUGAAGAUGCUGACGGUUGGGGGUUUAGCUUCAAUCAGUUCUUCGAUAAGAUUACAAUUAAGAACGAAAAGAAGGAUGAUGAUGAUGAAGACGACGAUGGUGUAGAUGACAGUGAGAAGGAGAUUGUUUGGCAAGAUGAUAACUACAUACGCCCGAUUAAAGAUCUCACAACUGCAGAAUGGGAGGAGGCAGUGUUCAAAGAUAUCAGUCCGCUCAUGGUUCUUGUUCACAACCGCUACAAAAGGCCAAAGGAAAACGAGAAGUUCAGGGAAGAACUAGAGAAGGCGAUUCAGGUAAUAUGGAAUUGUGGACUUCCUUCGCCAAGAUGUGUUGCUGUUGAUGCUGUGGUUGAGACAGAUUUGGUCUCUGCUCUGCAAGUAUCUGUGUUCCCAGAGAUUAUCUUCACGAAAGCCGGAAAGAUACUAUACCGUGAGAAAGGCAUUAGAACAGCAGAUGAGCUCUCAAAAAUCAUGGCUUUCUUCUACUAUGGAGCUGCAAAACCGCCUUGUUUGAAUGGUGUCGAUAAUUCACAGGAACAGGUUCCUUCAGUCGAUAACAUGAAUGAAAAAUUACGAGUCUCGGAAGCAGAGACUUCUCGCGUCCUUGUCAUCGAAGCAGAUGAGCGGGAGGCGUUGGCGUCACUCGUUCCCUCUCAUCCGCCGCCGCGUAAGACACAUUCCUACGUUGAGCAACACGAGCAGAAGCCGCAUCACCCGAUCCGCAAAUACAGCCUUGACGAGGGCUCUAGAUCCGUGACGGCUGAUUCCGAACCUGUUUAUUUCGAUUCCUCCGACGGCGAGUUCUCCACCGAAGGAGUAUGCAUCGUCAACGGGAGAACCGGUGGAGACAGAGGCAAUGGUGAGGAUUACGGUUUCGUCACGCCUCCGUCCAAACCAGCAUCGCAGCGCGGUGAGACUGCCGGACUCGGAGGAGAUGACGUUAUCGAGUCCCUCCCGGAAGUCAUCGGCGCAGGAGGCGGCGUCGACGUUUUCAAAGUACCGGUACGCACGGCGGUGAACCCUGGGCGGCCUCCGUGUCUUGAGCUCCGGCCGCAUCCGUUGAGAGAUACACAGACGGGAAAGUUUCUGAGGACCAUUGCUUGUACGGAAAGUCAGGUAUGGGCGGGGCAGGAGAACGGCGUGAGAUACUGGAACAUGGAGGAAGCAUACGAGGUCGGCUAUGGCAUCGGCGGGCAGGUACGGCGAGGGGAUGAGGACACGGCGCCGUUUUAUGAGUCUGUUAUAAUCUCGCCUACCUUGUGUUUGAUGAUUGACCACGGCAAUAGGCUUGUGUGGAGCGGCCACAAGGAUGGCAAAAUCAAGGCUUGGAAAAUGAAUCAGCCGAUUACUAACACUGCGGAUGAUUCAAAGCCUUUCAAGGAACGGCUCUCGUGGCAAGCUCACCGUGGUCCUGUGAAUCACAUUGUCAUGAGCUCCUAUGGUGAUAUGUGGUCAUGCUCUGAAGGCGGUGUGAUAAAAAUAUGGACUUUGGAUUCUUUAGACAAGUCUCUUGUGCUUAAACCGGAGGAGAAGCAUAUGGCUGCUUUGUUAGUGGAGAGGUCUGGUAUUGACCUGAGGAGCCAAGUUACUGUCAAUGGUACAUGCAGCAUAUCUUCUUCAGAUGUCAAGUUUUUGUUAGUUGAUACAGUAAGAGCUAAAGUGUGGGCUGUGCAGCACCUCUCAUUCUCUCUUUGGGAUGCUCAGAAUAAAGAGCUUCUGAAAGUUUUUAAUAUCGAUGGGCAAGUCGAGAACCGUGUGGACAUGCCAGCUUCGCAAGGUCAACAAGUUGAAGAAACGAAAGCUGUUUUGUGCUUUUGCACAUUUGGUGAUCGGAUAUAUGUGGGCUAUGCAAGUGGUUACAUCCAGAUUUUGGAUCUUGGUGGAAAGCUAAUUGCAAGCUGGGUCUCACACAAUGAACCUGUGGUAAAGCUAGCAGCAGGUGGUCCUUUCGUUUUUAGUUUAGCCACUCAUGGUGGUGUAAGAGGGUGGUGUGUGAAAUCUCCAGGACCUCUAGACAGCGUAAUCCGAACAGAGUUGUCUCGAAGGGAGGCUGCAUAUGCCCGACAAGACAGUGUUAAAAUCUUGGUUGGUACAUGGAAUGUUGGUGAAGGACGGGCUUCACGCGGAGCGCUUAUGUCUUGGCUGGGUUCUGCUGUUUCAGAUGUUGGCAUUGUCGCUGUUGGGUUGCAAGAGGUGGAUAUGGGGGCCGGUUUCCUUGCCAUGUCUACUGCUAAGGAAACGGUAGGGGUUGAAGGAAGUGCUGUGGGGCAAUGGUGGCUGGAUGCAAUUGGGAAUGCACUGGAUGAGAGAAAUACCUUCGAACGAAUGGGUUCAAGGCAGUUGGCGGGACUCCUAAUAUCUCUUUGGGUGAGGAAGGAUAUUAGAUCACAUGUUGGAGAUCUUGAUGUCGCAGCAGUUCCAUGUGGCUUUGGCCGCGCCAUUGGCAACAAGGGAGGUGUGGGCUUGAGGAUCAGAGUUUAUGACCGGAUUAUGUGCUUUGUGAACUGUCACUUGGCUGCUCACUUGGAGGCAGUUACUCGGAGAAACGCGGAUUUCAAUCACAUAUAUCGGUCAAUGGUCUUCUCCAAAGCACAAAGUUUAUAUACUGUUGCAGCUGCCGGAGCUUCAACAUCUGCUCAAGCGCAAAAGAAUAACACUAAUACAAACAUCAGCGCUGAAGAAGAGAAGUCUGAUUUAGCAGCUGCAGAUUUUGUUGCAUUUUUCGGUGACUUCAAUUAUAGGUUGUUUGGUAUAACGUACGACGAAGCGAGGGACUUCAUUUCGCACCGAUCUUUUGACUGGCUUAGAGAGAAAGACCAACUCAGGGCAGAGAUGAACGAGGGAAAAGUGUUCCAAGGGAUGCGUGAGGCGUUGAUCACCUUCCCGCCGACUUACAAAUUUGAAAAGAAUAAGCCAGGCCUUGGAGGGUAUGAUUCAGGGGAGAAAAAGCGAAUACCCGCUUGGUGUGACAGAGUUAUAUACAGAGACAACCAAACAAGCCAAUUUUCUGAGUGCAGUUUGAAGUGCCCUGUAGUUUCGUCGACUGUAAUGUAUGAAGCUUGCAUGGAUGUGACUGAGAGUGAUCACAAACCCGUGCGCUGUAAGAUUCACGCUAAUAUAGCUCACACCGAUAAAUCUGCGCGGAGACAGCAGAUGGGGGAACUAGUAAGUUCCAGUGACAAACUCGGUGCCAUGUUCGAGGAAUUAAGAUUGGUUCCAGAAACAUCAGUGAGUACCAACAGCAUUCUUCUUCAGAGUCAGGACACGUUCAUCUUUACAAUCACAAACAAGUCAAACUCGAGUAGAGCCAUCUUUAACAUCCUUUGUAAGGGUCAGACUAUCGCUAGAGAUGAUGGAGAGGACCCCGAGAAUCAAUCAAGAGGCACCUUUGGUCUCCCUCGCUGGCUCGAGGUUUCUCCAGGAGCUGGGAUGAUAAAACCAGAUGCUUCAGUGCAGGUGAAGGUUCAUCAUGAAGACUUUAACAUCUCAGAUGACUCCAUUGACGGCACCCAACAAAACGUAUCGUGUGAAGACACUCUUGACAAAGAAGUGACCCUGACGAUAAACGUCCAAGGAAGCUGCUCCACCGGAACAACAAGCCACUCUAUUAAAGUCCGCCAUUGCUUCUCAGCAGCCAAAUCACUUACUCUCGCUUAUUCCAAACCCACCAGCAUGACAAAGAAUCCAGAGGGUUCCACUCGUUACCAGACAAAGAAUCCAGAGGGUUCCACUCGUUACCAGUCAAAGAAUCCAGAGGGUUCCACUCGUCAGCAGACAAAGAAUCCAGAGGGUUCCACUCGCUACCCGACAGAGACUUACCGCGGUGGAAGCACCAGACGGGGU